GAUAUCUGUCGUUGCAUAUUUUUAGAUAAUAUAAGCAUAUUAUAACAUUUAAGGUAAGGAACCAGUUUAAAAAAAACUGCGCUAGUGGGCUUGUAUUAUUGGGGGAGGACCAGACUGAUGAAAAGAAAAUGGCUGCCGGGUUUAACUGGUUCUUUGUGCUGAGCUCGGUGUUUCUGGUCAACCUCGUCAAAACAUUGCUGCCGUCCAUUUCUUCAUUUCUGUCCAAGAUCUUCCAGAAAGAUGCUGAUCAAGAGAUGGAGAUGAGGACGGAGAUCCAAAACAUGAAGAUGGAGCUGUCCACCAUCAGUAUGAUGGACGAGUUUGCCAGAUAUGCUAGACUGGAACGCAAGAUCAACAAGAUGACCGAUCAACUGAAGACUCUUGUCAAAUCAAGAACUUCACAGCAGGCAAAAAUGAAAUGGAUUGUAAAUAUUGUGUUUUACAUUCUUCAGGCGGCGCUCAUGGUCUCGCUCAUAUUGAAGUAUUAUGCAGACCCGGUCACAGUGGUGCCUAGUAAAUGGAUUGCUCCACUGGAGAGACUAGUAGCCUUUCCUUCUGGAAUUGCAGUCACUCCUCUAACUUUAGCAGCUCCUGAUGUGGACAGACUGCUGAAAUUGCCAAUCACUCAGACAGCAGUGGGACAAAUGCACCAAUCCCACCACAUGAUGCGCUGGGGACAGAAAUAG
Messenger RNA from Sinocyclocheilus grahami, 686 nucleotides. RefSeq names its product tail-anchored protein insertion receptor WRB-like. Gene Ontology annotation, cellular component: GET complex. The coding region runs from base 129 to 686 and encodes 185 amino acids. The record is from RefSeq and is a predicted model, not a curated record. Gene Ontology annotation, molecular function: protein-membrane adaptor activity. Lineage: Eukaryota; Metazoa; Chordata; Actinopteri; Cypriniformes; Cyprinidae. Gene Ontology annotation, biological process: tail-anchored membrane protein insertion into ER membrane. The transcript has 5 exons.